Molecule: messenger RNA, 198 nt
Organism: Colletotrichum costaricense
Lineage: Eukaryota; Fungi; Ascomycota; Sordariomycetes; Glomerellales; Glomerellaceae
Exons: 1
Coding region: 1-198 (65 amino acids)
Source: RefSeq, a predicted model, not a curated record
AUGAGAAAAAGAUCGAGAAAUUCACGCAAACGCGAAAGGACGCCCGGAAAAGCCUCCUACAUCACAUCCCAUCCGAGCAAGGCGUCUCGGUCCCAAAGAACCUCCAAACCCUCACAUAUCCCAUCCCUCUCUCACCAUCAAAGAUGCCACAGCUCAACCUACCUUCGGACCCGGCAUCCGCGGAAUCUCUGCCCCUAA